Molecule: messenger RNA, 3602 nt
Organism: Ipomoea triloba (trilobed morning glory)
Lineage: Eukaryota; Viridiplantae; Streptophyta; Magnoliopsida; Solanales; Convolvulaceae
Product: LRR receptor-like serine/threonine-protein kinase FLS2
Exons: 6
Coding region: 575-2911 (778 amino acids)
Biological process (GO): protein phosphorylation; hormone-mediated signaling pathway
Cellular component (GO): plasma membrane
Molecular function (GO): protein kinase activity; protein binding; ATP binding
Source: RefSeq, a predicted model, not a curated record
AUAUAUGCAUACUAACAUGGAGAUCACAAACAUAUCUUCUCUACUCUCUUUGUUCAUUUUAGCAAUGCCUUUCAUACUUAGCGCCCUAGCCAACAACAUCACCACAGAUCAGUCCUCUCUUCUUUCUUUGAAAUCCUACACCACCUUAAGUCACAACCAUACAUUGGCAAACAACUGGUCAACCACUGCUUCUAUUUGCAAUUGGAUUGGAGUUGUUUGCGGAUCCAAACACCAUAGAGUGGUCGCAUUAGACAUAUCAAAUAUGGGAAUUGUGGGUACCCUUCCUCCACAAUUAGGCAACCUCUCAUUUCUUGUUUCUCUUAACAUAAGCCACAACAGUUUCUAUGGAAAUUUGCCUAGAGAGUUAGCCAGCCUACGCCGACUACAAUAUAUAGAUUUUGGCUAUAAUAAUUUUAGUGGAAAAAUUCCAGAAGAGAUUGGCAAUCUUGAGAAUACAAAAUGGCUGAUAUUGGAAGUUAACUAACUUGAUGGUCCUAUCCCCUUCACUAUCUUCAACAUUUCCACAUUACAAAAUUUGGUCCUCAACAAUAAUGGCUUAUCUAGCUCUCUUCCAAUGAAGCUCUGUCAACAUGCUACAAAACUCAAAGUGCUUAGUCUGUCUUACAACAAGUUAGGUGGUUAUAUUCCAAAGAAUUUAUCAAGUUGCUCAGAACUUGAACAAUUGGAGUUGGCUCACAACAAUUUUGUUGGAACAAUUCCGAGAGAGAUUGGGAGCUUAAAUAUGCUUCGGAUUUUAAAACUCAAUUGGAACAAUUUAGAAGGAACGCCAGAAACAAUAUUUAACAUUUCUACACUAACUUUUAUAAACAUGGCAAACAACUAUCUCUUUGGUAUUCUCCCGUCAAAUAUGUGUUCACAUCUUCAAAAGCUUGAAGUACUUUACUUGUAUAAGAACAAGCUAUAUGGCAACAUUCCAAGGAGCAUAGUUGAAUGCUCAAUGCUAAAAUCUCUUCAACUUUCUGAUAAUUCCUUGUUAGGUGAAAUACCAAGAGAGUUUGGGAGCUUGAAUAUGCUUGAGGUUUUAAUACUCGAUAGGAACAACUUGGAAGGUGAAAUACCAAAAGAGAUUAGGAGGUUGAAUAUGCUCCGAAUUUUAAUACUCCAUACUAACAAAGGUGAAAUACCGAGAGAGCUGGGCAACCUUGAUAAGCUAGAGUUACUUGAGUUGAAUAAUAAUGGAUUAAGUGGUUCUAUUCCGUGGGAAAUCUUCAAUAUUUCAACACUUGAAGUACUAGCAUUGGGAUUUAAUAAAUUUUUAGGUACUCUUCCAACAUCUUUAGGUUAUUGGCUUCCCAAUUUAGAAGAACUGUACCUGGACGUAAACUAUCUUAGCGGAGUUAUACCUCCCCAAAUCUCAAAUGCUUCCAACCUUGUUGUUCUUGAACUUAGCACGAACCAGUUCACAGGCUUCAUUCCGAAUUCCCUUGGAAACUUAGCACAAGUCAAUUAUCUAAGUCUGGGUGAAAACAAUCUAACAAUUGAUCCUCAAUUUAGCCUUAUGACUUCAUUGGCACACUGUAGAUACAUCCGUGUAAUAGAGUUAUCAACUAACCCUUUAAACGUCAUGCUCCCAAAUGCAAUCGGCAACCUCUCCCACACUCUCCAAACUCUCCACCUUGAAGAUUGUAACAUCAGGGGACGAAUUCCACAUGAGAUUGGCAAUCUAAGUGGCUUAUUCGACUUGUCUUUAGGGCACAAUGACAUUAUAGGAUUUUUGCCUACGACCAUUCAGGCUCUUCAGAGUUUUCAAAGAUUCGACAUACAAGAGAACAGAUUAGUAGGACCAUUUCCAGAUGUGAUAUGUGAACUACAGAAUUUGUUUUGGAUAAAUUUAGGCACAAAUAAAUUUUCAGGUCAAAUUUCAGAUUGUUUAGGGAACAUUUCUUCCUUGGGAAAGAUCUAUCUGCAUGAAAACGAAUUCACUGUCUUCCCUCCUACCCUAUGGAGCAUUAAAAAUCUUUUGAUUCUCAACUUGAGUUCGAAUAACUUGAGCGGUUCUCUACUUCAAGAAAUCGGGAAUGCAAAGACGGCAAUAGCUAUUGACCUCUCAAAUAACAAACUAUCCGGAGAAAUUCCAAGUAGUAUUGGAGGCUUGACAAGAUUAAUCAAUUUUUUUGUGGCCCAUAACAAAAUUCAGGGUUCUAUUCCUGUCACAUUUGGAAAACUCCUGGAUCUAUAUUCAUUGGAUCUUUCUGAUAACAAAAUAUUCGGAAUGAUUCCCAAGUCAUUAGAGGGACUUGUGAGCAUGAAGUAUUUCAAUGUUUCAUACAACAGAUUAACCGGAGAAAUUCCGAGUGGAGGUCCUUUUGCGAACUUCACUUAUGAAUCAUUCUUGUCAAAUGUUGGUCUAUGUGGUACUCCUCGGAUGCAUGUCCCACCUUGCCCUUCUAAUACUCCUCGGAUGCAUCAAUCAAAGAAGAACAGAGUGGUUCUCAUUGUACUUGUCUCGUUGGCAGUUAUUGUACUGCUAAUUACCUUUGUUACUGUAUACCUGAUUUUAAAGAGGCGCAAGAAGGAGUUUCCCGGUGAACCUGACUUGCUUUCGGCAAUAACACCGGCAAGAUUUUCGUAUUAUCAACUCCAAAGGGCAACCAAUGGAUUCAAUGAAAGCAACUUGCUAGGUAGCGGAAGUUUCGGUUCUGUUUACAAAGCGACUUUAACAAAUGGGAUGCAUGUAGCUGUCAAGGUUUUUGGUUUGAUACAUGAAGUUGCAAGUAGGAGUUUUGAUCGUGAGUGUGAAGUUUUACGUCACAUUCAUCACAGAAAUCUCACAAAGGUUCUCGGCAGUUGUUCUAAUUUGGAUUUUAAAGCAUUGGUGCUAGAGUACAUGCCUAACGGGAGUCUACACAAGUGGUUAUAUUCUCACAAUUAUUUCUUAGAUAUGAUGUAAAGAGUGAGUAUAUUGAUAGAUGUGACAUCUGCAUUGGAAUAUCUACACAAUGGUUAUUCCAAACCCGUUAUCCAUUGUGACUUGAAACCCAGCAAUAUCUUAAUAGAUGCUGAUAUGGUGGGACAUCUGAGUGACUUUGGUGUUGCAAAGCUCUUAGGAGACGAGAACUCCACAGCCUUUACAAAUUCCCUUGCUACAAUUGGUUACAUUGCCCCAGAGUAUGGACGGGAAGGUCUUGUGUCGACCCGUAGUGAUAUGUACAGUUAUGGUAUCAUGUUGCUUGAAGUUUUUACAAGGAAACAACCUGGAGAUGAAAUGUUCAAUGAAGAUUUGAGUUUGAGGAGUUGGGUGCACAAUGCAGUUCCUAGCAAAGUAAGUGAGAUUAUAGAUCCCAACUUGGUUGGACCAAAUGAAGACAAAUAUGAUGAAAAAUUGCAGUGUGUGUUGACUAUCUUUGAGUUGGGCAUGAGAUGUUGUGCAGAAUCCCCUCGAGAGAGAAUGACCAUCAAAGAUGCCUUACUAGCAUUGGAAAAGAUCAAAGUCCAAAUUUUUUCUUUGUAUGCAAGAACUUAAAGUAGUACGAAUAGCAUAUAAUGUUUGCAGUAGUGCAUGUAUAAUAAUUCUAUUUACUGUUAAAAAAUCUAUCAGAAUUAUAUGUAGAAUAAAGAAAUGAGUUUCAAUUUGGAUUUAA